AUGGCAAAAAAAUCUGAUAAUACUGGAGGGAAGCUAGUAACCAUAUCUGUUAUUGGAUUAUCUGGUACAGAGAAAGAAAAAGGACAACUAGGUAUAGGCAAGUCCUGCCUGUGCAAUAGAUUUGUUAGGACUGAUGCAGACGACUACAAUGUUGACCAUAUUUCUGUAUUGAGCCAGUCGGAUUUCAGCGGGAGGGUAGUCAACAAUGACCACUUUCUCUACUGGGGCGGCGUUCAGAAGGAGAAUGACGAUCAAGAAUAUCGAUUCGAAGUGGUCGAGCAGACGGAAUUCGUGGACGAUGCCUGUUUCCAACCGUUUAAAGCUGUGGGUAAAACGGAAACGUACAUUAAACGAUGCGUCGCAACCAAGCUACAAUCGGCCGAGAAACUGAUGUACGUCUGCAAGAACCAGCUUGGUAUUGAGAAGGAGUACGAACAAAAGCUGAUGCCAGAUGGAAAAUUGUCUGUGGAUGGUUUCCUCUGUGUCUACGAUGUCAGCCUCGUGCCUGGCAGGAGUUGGGAGAAGCAGAACGAAGUAACAGCAGCGAUACUGCAAAGCAUCCUAAAACUCAAGAAGCCAGUCGUUCUAGUGACAUCCAAGAAUGAUGAAGCUUGCGAACAAGGGGUCAGAGAAGCAGAACGUUUGGUCCAAAGGAAAGAGUUUAAAGGGUCCAUUCCUAUCGUGGAGACUUCGAGCCACGACAAUGUAAAUGUUGACCAGGCGUUCUUUCUUCUUGCGCAGAUGAUAGACAAGUCUAAAGCUAGGAUUAAGGUUGCGAAUUACGCUGAGGCUUUGCGGAUAAGACGGGAACACCUAGACUUUGUUACGGAGGCAUUCACUCAACUUAUUAGGAUACAUGUACAAGAUCAUAAAGAAAUGUGGUCGGCCGUCAGCAAGAGAUUGUGCCAUUAUCCAGAGUGGACGAAGUUCGUUCAGCAGUUUGGUCACGACGGGACUCAGGUGGUCUUUCGUCGACAUAUACGGCGCUUGAAGGAGGAGAGGUCUGCCAAGAAGCUCAGGAAGCAGUUGGCGAAGUUACCACAGGUUCUGUCCAGAAUACAACUACCAACCGACGACUUACAAGAAAACGAUUGGGGUGUUGUGGUACGACAAAUCCGUUCACAUCGUGACUUCUCAGUCUACUUCAGCGAGGGCAUACGUCACUCGUCGGGCUCCGGUUCGGGCUCCGAAGAGAGCCCCCUACCCAUUGACACUACGCUGCGGGUCGGAGAACGCGCUAGAUAUCAGACACUGGGACAGUCGCAGAAAAUACCCUUCGAGAUUUUGGAGACCAACGAAGCCGCUUCUGUGUUCAAAGCGUACCUUCACGAAGCGCAAGAGAAACAGAGAAACUUAGAGUGGUGUCAGCAAUUCAAGAGGUUAUUAGAGGAAACCGGCUACGUGACGCCCGGGAAGCAGUUGUCGGAAGUCCGUGUCCUUCUAAUGGGCAGAGAAUGCUACGAGGCACUUUCUGAGGACCAACAACAGCGGGUGUACGAUGAACAUCAAAGGGAGAUACAGAGACGGGCAAAACAUAACUUUCAGGAAUUAUUACUGGAGCAUGCUGAUCUGUUCUACCACUUCAAGAGGAUAUCACCAACUGGGACCAUAACUCAAGAGGACAUUAAGGAAAUAACUGAUGUGCUACAAGAUGAUUUUAGAUACAAAAUGCUAGAUCGGAUGGAGCAAGAUCGUAAGCUAAUGCUUUUCCAGCAUUUAGGCUUUGUGCAUUGUCCGAUGCGCGAGCACUGCCCGGCGGGGGCCAAUUGCCUAGAUGCGACCCUGCCCGUCAUUCUCAAUACUAGAGUCGGAUCUCUUACAUCGACUGGUGAAUCACAGUGCCAAGCUGGUCCGCCGGCUGCGCCAUGGGCAUUGACAUCUGACUCAAACCAAAUAAACGUCAUUAUAUUAGGGGUGGAAGAUAUAGCAUGUGAAUUUGGUAAGCGGCUUAUAGCUGGUUGUGAUGGAGAUAAGAGAGUCAAUGUAGCUUCCCAAAUAUGGAGGGUGGAGCAAAGGCUGGCCUGUCGGGAGAUCAGUGAGACUCCAAGAGACUUUGCACCUAAUGGUUAUUUCUGUGUAUACCAGGACCAAGAAUCCUUUGAAUAUAUCAGGAAUUGUGCUGAAAAGACGUUACUCUCAAGUUUAGAACAAGAAGAUAAGUUGCCGUUUCAGGGUCUUCCAUUAGUCGUAAUAUUUGUCCAAGAUGAUGGGAUGGAUAAGAAGGAACUGGCUCGUUUGCAAGAGGAGGGGCAGAAUCUUGCUGACAAUUUACAUUGCUCGUACAUGGAAGCGUCUGUGAAUGAAUUGGGUACGGAGGCGCUAACGGCGGAUGCUGUACAGGAGCUGAUUAGAGCCAAUCGCGAGAAGGCCAGCUAUGCUCACCUGUAUAGAGACCUCAUUGUGUGUUUUGAUGCUGAUAUCCGGAUAAUGGUGUGCAUGUUCUGUGACGAUCCAUACUCGCCUGACCGUGUUUUGAGUCCUUUGCUGCUGCAUCGGGCGUGUUUCCUAACCGGCGACAGAUCCAUCGUCAUCGAAACAUUCUUGGGCGAUUCCAAACGUAAAGUUGAAGUCAUUAUAUCGAGUUUCCACGGCGCUAGUCAAUUUAGAGAGGAACUCAUACAUGGUUUCAUAUUGAUUUAUUCUGCCAAACGAAAAGCUAGCUUAGCGACACUGAAUGCUUUCUCAAUGAACAUCCCGAACCUGCCAAUUCAAAUGGUGGCAGUGACGGACGGUGGAGGAUCUGCGGCUAACACAUUCUUUGGAACGGACCUGGGUCAUGCUCUCAUAACGGAUGGAAACGCAACCGCUGAUCGCCUCGCGGCCCAUUUUACUACAUAUACUUACAGCAACUCAGCUGAAACUAAAGCUGCAUUUUAUACGCCAUUCUUCAAAGAAGUAUGGGAGCGUAAAGGAGAAAUUGAACGUGCAUUCCGCAUGGAACGGCCCAGUGGUGCGCACGCUCAUAAUUUACCGGAUGUAGCCGCUGCCCGUCCACCGAGAGAUCAUGCUUAUCAUCUUGAUCAUCAGAUGGAACACAAAUUAACCAACUCCCUGGACUUACUAAUUGGACCAGAUUCGCGCGCUGAUAUGGACUCCGAAUAUAGCGAUACCCUCAAUAAUUCGAAGAACAGAAGCUUUCUCAAAGGUUUCAGCGUAUACCCUCCACCAAGUACUCCACCGGAACCAGCGCCUCCAGAUCAUAGGAUGCAUGCAGAUCUAUCACAUGGCGGUGGACUGUGGCAGCCGGCUGGCUAUGGACCUCGUGCAUUCACCACGGGCCGACCCAGACCCCACCCACCACCGCAUAGGCCAAGACAUUCACAAACUCUUAAGCAACCAGGAAAACUAGACAUGAAUAACUACACAAUGGUGAGUGAUGCACUGCAACACAUCACGAUUGGUCCAGCGCCACCCAGGGAAAGUAGGAAGUCUCAACGGUCUGGAUGGUCUCAUGGUCAACAGGCAGGCCAUCAUCACCAUCCUUCUGGUGUCAGUUCGGAGACAGAAUUGGAUGCUCAGUACGCGCAGAUCAAGGAAACCAACGAAUACAUGGAAGCUCCGUCCAUGACGCGUUUGAGGCGACAUAGGAGGCACGAGAAAACACCUAUGCAUCAGCCGUCCUUCUCAGAAACGGAUAGUUCAGGCUCGAGUGAAGCUUCCGGUGGCGCUGCAAGGGUCCACGCCCGGAGACGGCACAACGCCCAUCACGCGCCUAGGCAUUAUAAGAAAAGAUCGCUGGGUAAUUUGGUAGCCGUACAAAGUCCGCGCGUCCCAAAACUGGGCAUGUUUGUGGGACCACCCGAACUUCCAACGGGCUACAGAGCUAGGACGCAAGAGGAUAAAGCGAGCGAAUCGAGUGAUGGUAGUUCUGAUGGAGAGACGCGAAGGCCGCGACCCCUGCCGCCCCCACCCCACCACGAGCCUCCACAUAAGAUGUUAUCCGGCGAUUAUCCGUCGUCCGCGCAAGACAAUUCUUCUUCAAGCGCGGCUGAUUCGCGUCGAAGGCCGCAAGCGUUCAGCAAACAUGAUAGAAGACACAAGGAAUUAUCUAAGAAGGAAAAGAAGAAUGCAUCACAAGCUCCGAAUACUGUUUCAGCUCUGAAUUGGGGCCCACAGGGCCCACACGGAGUGCCUCUGUUUGUGGAGAAAUGCGUACAGUUCAUUGAGCGAGAAGGCCUGGCCUCGGAGGGUCUAUAUCGUGUUCCUGGCAACAGAGCUCAUGUCGAUAUGCUGUUUACAAAAUUCAGAGAGGAUCCAAAUGUAGAUUUAGACGCACUGGAUAUCCCAGUGAACGCAGUAGCUACAGCGCUGAAGGAUUUCUUCUCUAAGAAACUACCGCCAUUACUGGACGAAGCGAGUAUGGCGCAGCUUGAAGAUAUUGCAGCAAUGCGCGGAUGUAUUGCGGGCGGCGUGGAGUUGAAAGAUCGUAGUUGGCGUUUGCUUGCUCUGCGGGCUCUUCUCAACUCGGCCCUCACAGCGCCCGCUAGAGCAACGCUUGACUACUUGCUGCAUCAUUUCGCCAGAGUGGCGGAUAACUCGAAGCUAAACUCGAUGGACAGCAAGAACUUGGCAAUAUGCUGGUGGCCGACGCUGCUGCCGGUGCAGUUCUCGGACAUGGGCCGGUUCGAGAUGACGCGGCCCUACCUCGAGGACAUAGUGCAGACCAUGAUCGACCAGCACCCGUUCCUGUUCAGGGGGCAAGAGGCCUUCGUUAUGGUCUGA
Messenger RNA from Leptosia nina, 4722 nucleotides. The record is from the annotation of a GenBank genome assembly. Lineage: Eukaryota; Metazoa; Arthropoda; Insecta; Lepidoptera; Pieridae.